AUGCCCGCCUCGUCGUCACUAGAACGAGACGGCUGCGAUCCGCGCGCGUCGACGCCGUUGUCGCGCGCGCUGACUGUUCCACCGGACGCGCGCGCGUCGCCCGACUUGUCAACUGGUUUACCAGAUCCAGAGGAAGACGCUCGCGGCCCUUUUGCGCCCCGCGUCGCGUCCCGUGCGUCGCCCACUGCUGAGACAGCGCGCGAUGCCCUACUGGACGAGACGUACGCGAGUAUGAACGACCUCCGCCGCGCUCUGAAGGUGCUGUCGGUGCAGAAACGAGCGCCGUACUACAUGCACCACAGCAGUCCCCAGCGAAUGGAAGCGCGUUGCCCGUCGUGGCGGCACCGCCGGCGUCCCGUGGCGCGGCACGAGAGCUCGGCCGCAGCGGCAGUCCGUCCCGUCUGUGGCUUUGUCGUGUCGGCCAAUCGACACGCCAAUGGCCGCGUGUACGUGACGAGGGCAGUGAUUGCGCACUCGUCGGCCUGUCCUGUGCUCCACGGGCGCCGUGGCGCGAGCUCAGCUGCGCCGGGAGCAGCCGACACGGGACACGCAGCCGCUGUGACGGCGUCGGCGCUGUUGGCGACUGCACUGCCGUUCAUGGGCCAACUAGCGACGUGUCGAGGUGGACGCGAUGCUGUGAAGCCAAAGGACGUGAGCGACAUUAUGAAGGAAAAGUUUGGCGUCCAGCCGUCGUACAUGACUGCGUGGCGAGCACUGCGUGCGUUCAGAAAACAGCGGAAAGAUGAAGAUGCGUUGUCGUACGGGAAGCUACAGGGAUACCUCCACGCCUUUGCCGAGACAAAUGUGGGAAGUGUGGUGGCUUUUGAACACCAGAAGCAGGCGCAGCGUGCACCGCUAGCUGACGCCGCUGCAAAGCCUUUUGCACGUGCGUUCUUGUGUCCACAACCACUGCAAGAUGCAUUGAGAUACUGUCGGGGACCGAUGCUGCUGAGUGUUUUCUUGGUGACGUCGGCUUUUGGAGGGGUCGUGUUUACGGCGACAGUGCAGGAUGCCAUGGGGGACAACGUGCCCAUGGCGAUUGGUCUUGCCUUGAGCGAGACGGAGGAUGAGUGGCGAUUUUUUCUCGAGCAACUGCAGCGAGCUUUCCCUGAAUUGAAGCGUUACGUCACGUCAAUUGUGCACAAUCGUGGCGACCACGUAUCCCAAGCCAUACGUAGUGUCUUUCCCAGCUGCUCGCAAUCGGACAAAGUCGAAACGUUCAUACGCUCCGCCGUACCAGACGCUGACACUUCCUUGAUGUCGCUUUCAGGUUCUCCCAUCCCUUUAGAGCCAAGCACGUCUACGUUGCCCUUGGAUUCUUCCAUGAAGUGGAUCGAAGCGCUUUGUAGCAAAGUUCCACUGAUGAUUCUCGUCGGCUGGGUCUCUCAGGUAGCACGAAUGCUUUUUCAGCGUUACGAGCGCUAUGGGCACCUGGGAUCGGAGUACCCUGCCGACUUCCACUCGAUUGCGGCAGAAUACGAGAGCCGGUCGUUACAGUAUGAUGUGGUGCGCACCUCCGAGAAGGAAUUUGAGAUUAUCGACCGGCAGACCAGUGUCGGUCGGGUGGUCAACUUUGCGAAGCAGUCGUGCACGUGUGGCGAGUAUGAUGUUUCUCGCUUUCCCUGUUUGCACGUGUUUCUUGCCGUGACCCACGCUGGUGUGCGUCAGACGGACACGAUCCCACGGAUUUUUCUCAUGACGUCGCUGAAGGCGCUCUAUACUGGACGUAUAACGCCGAUAGAUAUCAGCAAUGUGCCCUCUGACGGAGUGACAACUCCGCAGCCGUUGCCCAAGAUGCGUGGCCGUCCGCGUAAGGUGCAUCAAAUCCAGCAAUCUGGCCAUCAAAAGGUGGAGAAACUCUCGUGCAGUGUUUGUGGUAUCAAAGGGCACAACAAGCGCACUUGCAAGCGUGUCACCAGCAUGCCUGCUCUAGCUUCUCAUGCUCCUGAUGUUUGUGAGGUGCACACGGACGACGUGACCAACGCUCAAGACGAGACCUUGUUUCUUGUGUCAUCAUAUGACGAUGCCGUUGCAUUUGACAGCACUGCGCUAGGGGAAGAUGGAUCGCAUGCCCAUGAUCGAGACGGUCGGACUCUCGCUUCACCUUCAGGCAAGCGCCGACGGUUGACUGUCCAUGUUGGAACAGAGGAAAAGAAGGUCGAUGAGAUUGAAGAAGAGGAGUCUUCGGUUGUUGCGUUGGUAUAG
This is a messenger RNA of Hyaloperonospora brassicae, 2205 nucleotides long. The record is from the annotation of a GenBank genome assembly. Lineage: Eukaryota; Oomycota; Peronosporomycetes; Peronosporales; Peronosporaceae.